UUGCGUUGCGUUUGUAGCUAAAAAUUCAUCAACAUCGGAGAGAAAUUCCACCUUCGCCGGAGGUAUCGUACGUAAGCAACCUUAACCUUCUCCACUGUAAAACCCUCAAAUCAGGGUCACGAUUUCGUCUUUUCUCUCCAGGGAUAGAUUGAUCAUGGCAACUGCAACUAUGGCAACAGCAGCUGGAGCAGCUGCUCUUCUCUAUUACACGUUGAAUCGGAAAUUAAUAGCGGGUCCAUCUGAUGUUGACGAUGAUAAUUCUGACACUUCUGCUUCUCGGGCUUCUUUGAGGAUUGACCGUGUUUCGCAUAGACUAAUUCAAGCUCCGGCAACUUGGUUGGAGACUAUUUCUACUCUUUCUGAGACUCUUCGUUUUACUUACUCCGAGACUCUAGGGAAGUGGCCUAUUGGAGAUCUUGCUUUUGGGAUCAAUUUUCUCAUCAAGAGGCAGGGACUUCUACAUGUUGAUCGUGUCUUUGGUGGUAAAGAUAGUAUAGAGCUUAAAGGAUCUGAAGUAGCCACUGAACUCAGAUAUCUUUUGCACUUGUUGACAUUGUGUUGGCAUUUUUCCAAGAAGCCGUUUCCAUUAUUCUUAGAAGAGACCGGCUUUACAAAGGAAAAUGUCCUUAUUCACGAACCCAAAGCUGGGAUAUUGAAGCCAGCUUUUACGGUUCUUGUCGAUCACAAAACAAAAUGUUUUCUAUUGUUGAUCCGUGGAACACAUAGCAUCAAGGACACCUUGACAGCUGCAACCGGAGCAAUCGUACCGUUCCAUCACACUGUUGUAAAUGAGAGAGGGGUCAGCAAUUUGGUCUUAGGAUAUGCACAUUGUGGUAUGGUUGCUGCUGCCCGGUGUAUAGCAAAACUUGCCACCCCUUGUCUUCUCAAGGGUCUUGAGCAAUAUCCAGAUUACAAAAUCAAGAUCGUAGGGCACUCUUUGGGCGGUGGAACAGCUGCACUUUUGACAUAUAUUUUGCGGGAGCAGAAAAUGCUCUCUACAGCUACCUGUGUUACAUUUGCUCCAGCUGCUUGUAUGACUUGGGAAUUAGCUGACUCUGGGAAUGACUUCAUCGUAUCUGUCAUAAACGGAGCUGAUCUGGUGCCUACAUUUUCUGCUGCAGCAGUAGAUGACUUACGCGCUGAGGUAACAGCAUCUGCUUGGCUAAAUGAUCUGAGAAAUCAAAUCGAACGCACUCGAAUCCUCAGCACUGUUUAUCGCUCAGCUACGGCUUUAGGAUCACGACUCCCAUCUAUGGCCACUGCCAAAGCAAAAGUUGCUGGCGCUGGUGCAAUGUUACGCCCAGUUUCUAAUGGCACACAGGUUGUGAUGAGAAGAGCUCAAAGCAUGCUGACUCGUCCUGCACUAAGCAUAUCUUCUUGGUCAUGUAUGGGACCAAGGCGCAGAGCCUCUGCUACUCAGUCAAACUCGGAACAUCAAUUAGAUUCUUCUGAAGCAAUGUCCCAAGAUAUACCCGAAACUUCAGGUCCUCUUCUUGUUACGGAUGAAGAAAUCACCGGGAAAUGGAAAUCAGAAGAUGAAACAUCACCUCGUCUCGGAACCACUGAUCUUGACGAGUGUGACGAUCCAGCGGAAAUGGACACACGGGAAGAGCGAAUGACUGAAGCUGAGCUAUGGCAGCAACUGGAGCAUGACCUUUACCACGAUUCUUCAGAGCAACCUGAAGAAACCGACGUGGCAAAAGAAAUAAAAGAAGAAGAAGAAGCCGUCAUUGCAGAGGCCGGUGUGGCCCCGCCGGAGAGCCAGACGGCUGAGAUGAAAGAAUCCCGCAGAUUCCUCCCGGCGGGCAAAAUUAUGCAUAUUGUCACGGUUCGACCGGAGGCCGUAGAGGCUAAUGAAGAAGAAGAGGAAGACGGUUCUACCCUUGAGAGGCCUGAGACAGUGGAGACGGUGGAGGAGGGUAGAGUAGGAAUAUUUCUGACGCCGAGCUCGAAAAACCCCAAAUUUCGAGGGGUUUUCAAUGGGAUUUGUGCUCUGGUUCUGUUUUGCUUCUUCUUUGAUCGGAGCGAUAUACUCAAGAACCCUUUGUUAAGGAACUCGUCUCUUGUCAAUGGUCGUAGUGGCUCAGUCUCCGGAGGUAAAUUCAAUAAAGGUUUCACCCACUUUACUGUAAUUCGUAGAAAUGUGAGGCAAAUUGAAACGAAUGGUUCUGGUAAUAACAGCUUGAGUAGCAGUAGUACUGUUUUAUGCUCAGGGUUACACAAACACAUGGGUUAUGCUGAUCAAUGCGACUUCUUAAAAGCAAACCCAAUUUGUUCCCCUGAUGGAUUCUUUGAUUACCUCAGCUUCUUUUACUGCUCCUGCAGAGAUUUCAGUAUCUUGGGUUACAUGAUGUUAGGUGUUUGGCUUGUUGCAUUGUUUUAUCUGUUGGGUAAUACUGCUGCUGAUUACUUUUGUUGUUCAUUGGAGAAGCUUUCAAAGCUUUUGAGGCUGCCUCCAACUGUUGCUGGUGUUACUUUACUUCCUCUUGGGAAUGGAGCACCAGAUGUGUUUGCUAGUAUAGCUGCUUUUGUUGGAACAGAUAAAGGAGAAGUUGGUCUUAACAGCGUCUUGGGUGGUGCUGUGUUUGUUACUUCUGUUGUUGUUGGCAUUGUUUCCCUUUGUGUUGCGGAUAAGGAAGUCAAGAUCGAUAAGAAAUGCUUCAUCAGAGACUUGAGUUUCUUCCUUUUCACGCUUGUGUCUUUGUUGGUGAUUUUGAUGGUUGGUAAAGUGACAGUACGGAUUGCCAUCGCGUUUGUCUCCAUAUAUGUGGUUUAUGCUUUCCUUGUGGCAGCGAAUGUCAUUCUGAGAAAACAUGCUAAGAGGUUUAAACUAGAGGCUCUUACUCCUUUGUUACCUAUGCAAGGAAGUGUGUUUUCCCCGAGUGUUGGAGAGGAUGUGCCAAUGAAUACUCCCUUGAUAGAAACUGAGACUGAGGAUGGUCCACCUCGGCUACAGAGUCUUCCUCAGUGGAUGUGGGCGUCAAAUGUGGCCAUCUAUUCAAACCAUUUCGCAAAAGUUAGUGUACAUGAUGAAGACAGGCCACCUUGGGGAUGGAUUGAUGACAGUGCAGAAGUUGAGAGCUCCUCAUGUACUAAAUUCACUUCCUUGUUGGAAAUUCCGCUGACGAUUCCAAGGAGGUUAACAAUUCCAUCGGUCGAGGAAGAUACAUGGUCAAAGACAUAUGCUGUGGCCAGCGUUACAUUAGCGCCUGUCCUUUUGGCGUCUCUCUGGAGUAGCCAAGACGAUGUGAGUCUCCAAGCUUGUGGUGUCGCAUACUUUAUCGGAGUUGUUAUAGGCUCUACUCUUGGCUUUCUUGCUUACAAAAACACAGAACCUGAUCACCCACCUCGAAGAUUCUUGAUCCCUUGGGUUCUUGGUGGGUUUAUCAUGAGCAUCGUAUGGUUCUACAUGAUUGCAAAUGAACUCGUUGCUCUUCUGGUGACUUUUGGUGAGAUCUACGGAAUCAACCCGUCGAUACUUGCGCUAACAGUACUUGCUUGGGGAAACUCAAUGGGUGACUUAGUGUCGAAUAUCGCAUUGACGAUGAACGGUGGUGAUGGUGUACAAAUCGCCCUAUCUGGAUGCUAUGCAGGUCCAAUGUUCAACACACUCGUGGGACUCGGUAUGUCGAUGCUUUUUGGAGCAUGGUCCAAGAGUCCUGACACAUACAUGCUACCAGAAGACAAAAGCCUAUUCUACACACUUGGGUUUCUAGUACUCGGUUUGGUUUGGGCUAUGGUGAUACUCCCUCGCAACGACAUGCGACCUAACAGAACCUUAGAAUCCUACAUCGUCCAUGUGCAGAGUUCUCAUAAGCCUUCUCUCUUCUCCUCCCACAACCACUGGCACGUCUCUCUCCUCCGCUCUCUCCCUUCUUCUCCCCAACCAGCAACGCUCCUCUACUCUUACUCACGCGCCGUUCAUGGCUUCUCCGCUCGCCUCUCCCCUAUCCAAACCGCCGCACUCCGCCGUCAUCCUUCCGUCAUUUCCGUUAUACCAGAUCAAGCGCGUGAGAUCCACACCACUCACACACCUGACUUCCUCGGUUUCUCCCAAAACUCUGGUCUCUGGGGCAACUCAGAUUACGGCGAAGACGUGAUCGUCGGCGUUCUAGAUACUGGAAUCUGGCCGGAGCAUCCAAGUUUCUCGGAUUCAGGUCUCGGUCCCGUUCCAUCUACAUGGAAAGGCGAGUGCGAGAUCGGACCUGAUUUUCCCGCCUCAUCUUGCAAUCGGAAGCUUAUCGGAGCUCGAGCGUAUUACAAAGGAUAUUUGACGCAACGGAAUGGAACAAAAAAGCAUGCAGCGAAGGAAUCGAGAUCGCCGCGCGAUACAGAAGGUCAUGGGACGCAUACGGCAUCUACGGCAGCUGGAUCGGUGGUUGCAAACGCGAGUUUGUUCCAAUACGCACGCGGAACGGCUCGUGGGAUGGCGUCUAAGGCGAGAAUCGCCGCUUACAAAAUCUGUUGGAGCAGCGGAUGCUACGAUUCCGAUAUCCUCGCCGCCAUGGAUCAGGCGGUCGCGGACGGUGUUCACGUAAUCUCUCUCUCCGUCGGAUCCAGCGGUUACGCCCCGGAGUAUCACACGGAUUCUAUCGCGAUCGGAGCAUUUGGAGCCACGCGGCAUGGUAUCGUCGUUUCUUGCUCUGCUGGGAAUUCUGGUCCUGGUCCCGAAACCGCAACGAACAUCGCUCCAUGGAUCUUAACCGUUGGUGCGUCCACCGUCGAUAGGGAAUUCUCCGCAAACGCAAUCACUGGAGACGGGAAAGUCUUCACGGGAACAUCACUGUACGCAGGCGAAUCUCUACCGGAUUCUCAACUUUCUUUGGUAUAUUCCGGCGAUUGCGGAAGCAGAUUGUGUUACCCUGGGAAAUUGAAUUCAACAUUAGUGGAAGGGAAAAUCGUUCUCUGUGACAGAGGAGGCAACGCAAGAGUUGAAAAAGGAAGUGCCGUCAAGAUAGCCGGUGGUGCAGGUAUGAUUCUGGCGAACACAGCUGAAAGCGGUGAAGAACUCACCGCCGAUUCGCAUCUCGUCCCGGCGACAAUGGUUGGAGCUAAAGCUGGAGAUCAAAUCCGCGACUACAUCAAAACAGCAGACUCUCCCACCGCAAAAAUCAGUUUCCUAGGCACUUUGAUCGGACCAUCUCCUCCUUCUCCCAGAGUCGCCGCUUUCUCCAGCCGUGGACCAAAUCACUUGACACCGGUUAUCCUUAAACCGGACGUGAUUGCUCCCGGAGUCAACAUUUUAGCCGGUUGGACCGGGAUGGUUGGUCCUACCGAUUUGGAUAUCGAUCCAAGACGGGUCCAAUUCAACAUCAUCUCCGGUACAUCGAUGUCGUGCCCACACGUUAGUGGACUCGCCGCCCUCCUCCGUAAAGCUCACCCCGAUUGGUCACCUGCAGCAAUCAAAUCCGCCCUCGUAACCACCGCCUACGACGUCGAAAACUCCGGCGAACCAAUCGAGGAUCUCGCCACUGGUAAAUCAUCAAACUCGUUCAUCCACGGAGCUGGCCACGUCGAUCCAAACAAAGCUUUGAAUCCUGGUUUGGUUUACGACAUCGAAGUUAAAGAGUACGUAGCUUUCCUCUGCGCCGUGGGUUAUGAGUUUCCGGGGAUUCUAGUCUUCCUUCAAGAUCCAACUCUUUUCAAUGCCUGCGAAACGAGCAAGCUAAGAACCGCCGGAGAUCUCAAUUACCCAUCUUUCUCAGUGGUUUUCGGAUCGACCGGAGAAGUUGUGAAAUACAAAAGGGUUGUCAAAAACGUAGGAAGCAAUGUCGACGCUGUAUACGAAGUCGGAGUUAAAUCUCCGGCGAAUGUUGAGAUUGAUGUGUCUCCGAGCAAGCUUGCGUUCAGCAAGGAGAAGAGCGAGUUGGAGUAUGAAGUGACGUUUAAGAGCGUUGUACUCGGCGGAGGAGUCGGAUCCGUGCCGGGUCAUGAAUUCGGGUCGAUCGAAUGGACAGACGGUGAACACGUGGUGAAGAGUCCGGUGGCCGUCCAAUGGGGUCAGGGAUCAGUUCAGUCCUUCUGAUUGAUGAUACAAAUUGGGCUCUGGUUUUAUGUUUUCAUUAAAAAGAAAAGUCUUGU
Arabidopsis arenosa is the source of this 6081-nucleotide messenger RNA. The record is from the annotation of a GenBank genome assembly. NCBI's taxonomy places the organism in Eukaryota, Viridiplantae, Streptophyta, Magnoliopsida, Brassicales, Brassicaceae.